Molecule: messenger RNA, 1637 nt
Organism: Anolis sagrei ordinatus
Lineage: Eukaryota; Metazoa; Chordata; Lepidosauria; Squamata; Anolidae
Source: RefSeq, a predicted model, not a curated record
ACCGGGUGAGUGAGGGGAAGCAAGAUGGCGGCGGUGGUGGCGGCGCUGCUGCUGAGGGGAGGCCUGCGGGCCGUGGAAGGAGGCCGGAGCGCCGUGGUGGGAUGCUGCCGGCGCCGGGCAUGGAGGCGCCGAGGACGGGCCUUCACCACGGGGACUGCGCCGCCUCCGGUUUCUCCUCCGGUGGCCGGGACCGGGCUGACCGAGGCCCUCCUGAGGCAGCAGCAGCAGUCAACUGAAGGUGGAGACAAGAAGAGCUCCGAUGAACAGAAAGAGAAGCAGAAGCAGAAGGAAAACACGGCCUAUGCAAAGAAAAUGGUGCUCAGGAUAGCGGGCCUGAUGGGAGCUGGCAGCGGGGUAGCCAUCAUCUACAUCUUCGGUAGUAAUUCAGUGGAUGAGCAUGGUGCCAAGAUCCCUGAUGAAUUUGAUAAUGACCCUGUGGUGAUUCAGCAGCUCCGGAGGUCAUACAAAUACUUCAAGGAUUACCGACAGAUGAUCAUUGAGCCCACCAGCCCCAAGCUGCUCCCAGACCCCCUGAAGGAACCCUAUUAUCAGCCCCCUUACACCUUAGUCAUCGAACUCACGGAUGUCCUCCUCCACCCAGAAUGGUCGCUUGUGACCGGCUGGCGCUUCAAGAAGAGGCCGGGCAUCGACAACCUCUUCCAGCAGUUGGCCCCUCUCUACGAGAUCGUCAUCUUCACUUCCGAGACUGGAAUGACUGCCUUCCCGCUCAUCGACAGCGUCGACCCUCACGGGUUCAUCUCCUACCGGCUUUUCCGCGACGCCACCCGCUACAUGGAUGGGCACCACGUGAAGGAUAUCUCCUGCCUGAACAGAGACCCAUCCAAGGUGGUGGUGGUGGACUGCAAGAAGGAGGCCUUCCGCCUGCAGCCCUACAACGGCAUGGCGCUGAAGAAGUGGGAUGGGAACUCAGAUGACCGGACCCUCUUCGACCUCUCUGCCUUUCUGAAGACUAUUGCCUUGAGUGGAGUGGAAGACGUCCGGUCGGUGCUGGAGAAUUACUCCUUGGAGGACGAUCCCUUGGAGGCCUUCAAACGCAGGCAGACCCAGCUGGAGCAGGAAGAGCAGCAGCGCCUUUCCGACCUCACUCAGCACAAGAAGCAGCAGCAGUUUCUGGGCUCCUUGGCAAGCCGGCUGUGGCCACGCUCCAAACAGCAGUGACGCAGGUGCCGUGAACGGGCCACCGAUAGACUUCUUGGCUGCCCCAGUCCCUCACCCGGGUGCCCUUUGGGGAAGGCAUGGACUUUGGCCCAAAGAUGGCUCAAGAAGUGGCCUCUUCUCUUCCCAUCUAGCAAUAUUCUUCCCCAGUUUUAGAUGGCUACAUGCAUCAACGAGCCUUUUCCUGGGGAAAGACUCCUCCAAAGGAGAACAUCUUGUGGCCCAUGGAGCUGCUUCUUUUGCCCAUAAUCGAGGAAGCAUGCUUCAGCAUCACAGCCCAGGAAAGGGAAAAUUGGGGGUCGGGCGGGAAUGGGGAGAGAAGUUGCUCCUAGUUAACUUCCAGGUCAGUCGUUGAUAGACGUAUCAUGUUCCGCGCAGAAGGCUGGGCCGCACGGUUCUCCUGCUGGGAUGAAUGGGAAUGAUUGUUGGGUGUGUACUCUUCAAAUAAACGGUCAUCUUUA